This is a messenger RNA of Oldenlandia corymbosa var. corymbosa, 2707 nucleotides long. The record is from the annotation of a GenBank genome assembly. Lineage: Eukaryota; Viridiplantae; Streptophyta; Magnoliopsida; Gentianales; Rubiaceae.
AUGCAAUUCAAAUCCAAGAUAGCGUCAUGGUCUUCAACUAGGCUUUCCCAUCGGAUGUUCAUUUAUCAAACGAGAAAAAUAAUGACUCAUGAUAGUAAGCUACAUAGUGCAGCAUAUUCCAUUUCUGAAAAGCUAUUGUUGUUGUUAAAGCAAUGCAAAUUCAUCAGGCAAGUUCAACAAAUUCAUACCCAAAUGCUCAUCCACUCUAUUGAGAAACACAAUUUUCUUCUCUCUAAAGUCAUUGAGCUUAAAGACUUCAACUAUUCAUUGCUCAUUUUCACCCAUCUUCGGAAUCCCAAUGGCUAUGCUUUCAACAUAUUCAUCAGAGGGUUAACUACAACGUGGAAAAAAUUUGAUUCUGCAUUAAACUUCUUCUACAAGAUGAAGUAUUUAGGCCUAAAGCCUGAUAACUUUACCUAUCCUUUUGUCUUCAUAUCUUGUGGAAACCUCGGAGCUUAUGAUCAUGGUAGAUUAGCCCAUUGUGGAGUUUUGAAAGGUGGACUGUGGUUGGAUUUUCACGUAUGCCAUUCUUUGAUUACAAUGUAUUCAAGGUGCAGCCAGUUAGGUUUUGCACGAAAAGUGUUUGAUGAAAUGGAACUUAGAGAUUUGGUGUCAUGGAAUUCGAUGAUAUCAGGGUACUCAAAGAUGGGUUUUGCUAGAGAGGCAGUGGUGCUGUUUGAUAGUAUGACAGAUCAACAGGUCGUACCUGAUGAGAUGACUUUAGUGAGUGUUCUUGGAGCUUGUGGAGAUUUGGGUGAUUUGGAGUUGGGGAGGUCUGUUGAGUAUUAUGUCACUAAAAACAAGAUGACAUUGAACUCUUAUAUCGGCUCAGCUUUGAUUGACAUGUAUGGCAAAUGUAGAGAUUUAUGUUCGGCACGGAGGAUUUUUGAUACUAUGGGGAUGAAAGAUUCAAUCACUUGGAAUGCUAUGAUCACAGGAUAUGCACAAAAUGGCUAUUCAGAUGAAGCAAUUUCGUUAUACAAAGACAUGAAAGCUGCAGGAGUGAAGGUAGAUAGAAUAACUAUGGUUGUAGUAUUAUCUGCAUGCGCAUCUGUUGGAGCUUUGGAGAUUGGAAAACAUAUUUUCGAGUAUGCUCUACUACAUGACUUAAAGCAUGACAUAUAUGUAUGCACUGCCUUGAUUGACAUGUUUGCGAAGUGUGGGAAUCUGGAUUAUUCAUUCCAAGUUUUUGAAAACAUGACAAGGAAAAAUGAAGUAUCCUGGAACGCAAUGAUAUCGGCACUUGCCUUUCAUGGGCGAGCGCAAGAGGCUAUAUCACUCUUCAAUCGCAUGGUACGAGGAGGUGGUGCCUCUCCAAAUGAUAUUACAUUCAUUAGUGUACUCUCUGCUUGCGUGCAUGCUGGAUUGGUUGAUGAAGGAUGCCGAUUGUUUGAAUUAAUGAGCUCAUCAUUUAGUAUAACUCCCAAAAUAGAGCAUUACUCUUGUGUGGUGGAUUUGUUAUCUCGUGCUGGUCGAGUGUAUGAAGCUUGGGACUUCAUUGAGAAGAUGCCUGUAAAACCAGAUGAAGUUCUUUUAGGAUCACUCCUAGGAGCCUGUCACAAAAUAAGAAAUAUCGAUGUUGGUGAGCGUGUGACGCAGCUUCUCCUGGAGAUGGAGCCUUCAAACUCUGGCAAUUAUGUGAUUUCGUCCAAGUUGUAUGCAAAUGAACGCAGAUGGAAUGAUUCAGCAAGGGUACGAUUGUUGAUGAGACAGAAAGGGGUGACAAAAACUCCAGGUUGUAGCUGGAUUGAGACAGACUCUCAACUUCUUGAAUUUCAUGCUGAUGAAUAUUUACACUAUGCUCAAGAGCUUUAUCGAGUGUUGAACUCGCUCUACGAGGAGAUGAGUUUUGAAUGCCACUUGUCAGAUGAAGAUAUUUAUCUAGUAGAAGAGUAAAACAUAUCACAUUACCAGGUAACCUAUUGUUUUGAGAGGAUGCACUUCUUGUUUUAGUGUGUUUAAAACUUGAAAAGCAAAAGAACCCUAUUCUCAGGCAGUAUCAUGUUUUUUGGCUUUAGUAUGAAAUCAUCUGCAACAGAGGAACAAUAGACUCUGGAGAAACUUGUCUUCAACAGAUUAAAUAGUUAGAAAAAAAUUUACACUAAGGCUUGUAAGGGGGCCGCUCUUUAGAAUGAUUCUGUUUUAAAAGAGGAACAAAAGAAUGACAUGUCAAUCUUGAAUAUCUUUGUUGUUGAUAUUAGCUCUCUUUUCGAUAUUCAGAUUGCUGAGCUGGGCUAACGCGAAAAAUGUAUUGGCUCAGGACUGUUUGUUCUCUGCUUCCUAUAGUUCUGCGGAAUAUGUGUCAAUGCAUGUAAACUUGAGUUAAUGGAAGUCCUAUUGAGAGGGCAUGUUGUUUAUAUACUAGUGUACUACCAAAUUAGAAUUCCCAAGCAAGAAAUCCGUACUUUAGAUAAAAAGCUGACUAGUACUUGCACUACAAAGUUGAGGAUGCAGAUUAGCUAGCAUUGAUAACCUCUAAAGGACUAAUGAGGCCAAAAAAAUGUCUAACAACUCACAACAUGAAAAGGUUUUCAGCAACAAGUGACCAUUUCCAAUUAGUGGUGUAUGAGAGCCUUAAGAAUCUCUUAGAACAUGGUUGCUGACUCUGAUUGAUUUCAGCUUUUCAUUUUUUUUGGCAUUCUAAUUUAUUAAGCUCUAGUUGAUGUCUGAUUUUUUAGCAGAUAGUGAUGCGGUAUAAUGGAUGAAG